UAUGUGUUUUCUCUUCAACAGACAGUCAAACAGACAGCAUUGACUCACUGCUGCAGGACUCACUGUUGCAGGACUCACUAUUGCAGGACUCACUGCUGCAGGACUCACUGUUGCAGGACUCACUGCUGCAGGACUCACUGCUGCAGGACUCACUGCUGCAGGAUUCACUGCUGCAGGUCUCACUGUUGCAGGACUCACUGCUGCAGGACUCACUGCUGCAGGUCUCACUGCUGCAGGACUCACUGUUGCAGGUCUCACUGCUGUUGCAGGACUCAGUGCUGCAGGUCUCACUGUUGCAGGACUCACUGUUGCAGGACUCACUGCUGCAGGACUCACUGUUGCAGGACUCACUGCUGCAGGACUCACUGUUGCAGGACUCACUACUGCAGGACUCACUACUGCAGGACUCACUGUUGCAGGUCUCACUGCUGCAGGACUCACUGUUGCAGGACUCACUACUGCAGGACUCACUACUGCAGGACUCACUGUUGCAGGUCUCACUGCUGCAGGACUCACUGUUGCAGGACUUACUGCUACUGCAGGACUCACUGCUGCAGGACUCACUGUUGCAGGUCUCACUGUUGCAGGACUCACUGUUGCAGGACUCACUGUUGCAGGACUCACUAUUGCAGGACUCACUGCUGCAGGACUCACUGUUGCAGGACUCACUGCUGCAGGACUCACUGCUGCAGGACUCACUGCUGCAGGACUCACUGCUGCAGGACUCACUGCUGCAGGUCUCACUGUUGCAGGACUCACUGCUGCAGGACUCACUGUUGCAGGACUCACUACUGCAGGACUCACUACUGCAGGACUCACUGUUGCAGGUCUCACUGCUGCAGGACUCACUGUUGCAGGACUUACUGCUACUGCAGGACUCACUGCUGCAGGACUCACUGUUGCAGGUCUCACUGUUGCAGGACUCACUGUUGCAGGACUCACUGCUGCAGGACUCACUGUUGCAGGACUCACUACUGCAGGACUCACUGUUGCAGGACUCACUACUGCAGGACUCACUGCUGCAUGUUCACAAAGCCAAAAAAGGAGAAGAAUAAAAACAACUUCCAAAGCUAAAUGUGUAAAAUAAUACCCAGAAACCUCAAGUUGCUAAAUACAGGGUCUUAGCUUUAGCCUCUGG
Messenger RNA from Oncorhynchus masou masou (cherry salmon), 1138 nucleotides. Its product is annotated as keratin-associated protein 4-12-like. Gene Ontology annotation, cellular component: keratin filament. NCBI's taxonomy places the organism in Eukaryota, Metazoa, Chordata, Actinopteri, Salmoniformes, Salmonidae. The record is from RefSeq and is a predicted model, not a curated record. The transcript has a single exon. The annotation marks the transcript as partial.